CCCCCAAAGCUGUUCCGCGCGCCGUCAAGGUUUUGACGUUUUCUCUAUUGGCGUUUGAAAACGAGGCGCGACUUGGCGAAACCCAACAGACAACCGAUUUUAUAUGCUCCGUGAUAUCAGACGUAACUGGUUCGCUUUCAAUCGAUCAUGCGCCAAACGCUUUGUUUAUUGCUGAUGGGGGCGAUAGCGCUCACGUCGCAUCUUGGAGAAAGUGACGCAAUUGCUAUCGGAUCUGAGGUAAAACCAAAUCAAACGGUGUCGACCGCUAAUGAAACCAUUGCAGUGCCAACAAGUGUUGGACUAAACGGCACGAUUCAAUUCACUAUUACCAACAAUGGAACCGGAGCAAAAACCCAAAGAGAAAUUGCGAUCGGAGACGAAAUUACGCAAUUGUUUUUUGGAGAAGCUAAAGCUGAUUCCGUCGGUAAGGAUUCCAACAGUGGACCCGGGGUAAUGGUAACCCAAUUGGAAACGAUUAGUGAACAGGUUCCAGUCGUUCCAGUUCAGCAAGACGAAAAUGUCGGCACAGCUUUCGAUUCCUUGGCGGUCCCCAUCGACAGCCAACCACCGACCAUCGACAGCAUUGCCAUCGGAGCUGGAGAAUUAGGAAUCCAGCAGACGGUACAACAAGUUGAUGAACUCAUAACUCAAGUCGAGCAAGAGACAAACAAUUUCGGUGGACCUGUUAUUGGUGCGGGGGAUUCGUUUACCGCCAGUGAAACGGACAAAUUACAACCUCCAACGGAAAUGGUCGAUAGUAAAAUUUUUCAAGUCGAGCAAGAGACAAUUAAUGGAGGAGCUGUUCCAUCCGUGACCGCAGCAGACAUCGUUACGAGUAAUACCGGUACCGCCGGAGACGGAUUUCAAAUUAAUUUGGCGGGAGUACAAGAGAUGGGCGAAACGCCCAUCGUCGGUGUAGUCGAUCAAAUGACAACCCAAAUUCCAAUUUUCUGGCCUUCUGGAGAUGAGCCCGGUGAAUUAAAAAUAGAACACACAAUCAACCCGAACACCGAGGAGAGUGUCGAUAAAAUGCAGACCAGCGUCAACUUCUCAGGAGCGGCCAAACAAAUUCCGAUUUUCAUUAAUUCAAAAAUAAAACACGCCGUUUUCAAUAUUCACGUUCAGCCGUCACCACCGACAAGUCCAGCAGUUCACAGAAUCGUCAAGAAACCUGAGGACUAUUCACUGGACAUUGAAAUUGGCGUACCAGCGAUUCAACCCCCAACGGAGAUGCCGAAUUUCCCUCAAGUGGCUCAGGUUAAAGAAAUCGAUUUAGAGUUACCUGAUUUAAUUGCCAUUCCUAGCGGAUCGACAGAAAGCCCCGUCUAUCAAGUACCAAGCGAUGCCCAAGUGAAUUCUUUCGAUAUCGAUAAGAUUAUCCUGGGCGAAAUCAAUCAAACGCCCACUACUCCUGCUGAUACCUUCACUAUCGACACCGCCCAAAUUGGCGAUCAGCUGUUGCUAGUACAACCGGCAGAAAUUCCAAAUGUCGUUACCGAUGAUAGAACUAUGAGAUCUGCACUAGCUUCGCUGUCAAUCGUACCGAAUCCUGCCCAGCAAAUCAACGAUGGCCGCCUUCCCAGCCCCCCGGUCGUCAACAGCAAACACAUCGACGAUGCCGUUGACGAUAACAUUUCGUUAGAGAUAAUCGGUUUCAUUCCCCGCAAUCAGCUUCCAAUCAAUAAUCAGACCGUUGCCGAGACUCGACGGCCAAUUUUGGUCAAGUUUGACGAUGUAUCAGCCGAAGAGCUGGGCCGCUUUAAUGGAAGCCAAGCAAUCUUUCUCUCACGCCCAUCUUCGGUCAAAGUGUCCAGUCACGGUGAAAACCGACAGAACGGCCCGAUGGUGGUACAAUCGGUCAGAAUUGACCCAGUUCAACCGACGAAUACAAUCAACGGAGACGAUAAUUCUGGCGAAAUCGACGUCGAUGUAUCCGUAGAGAAAGCGGACAUCCGCACCAGCAAUCUGUCUCGGCAUUCAGACGAACAGGAUGAUGACAUGUCGCUCGAAGUUGAUUUCAAUGUACUUCCUCAGAUCAAACGCAUAUUGAGGCGGCAAUUUCAAAAGAAACCCAAAAAUCCCAAAAUGGUCUUUUUCCAUCAUCACUCCGACGAGCAAGACGAUGACGCCUUUGAACUGAAUAACAUUUUGGCGAAUCCCGUUUUCCAGCGAAAGUUACAAGAAAUGGACGAGCGUUUGAAAUCCGCACCAGAGGCGAGAGGCAAGCGCCUCAUGGAAAAAUACGCCGAAGCUCUGGCCAUGUCGGCCUCAUCCGCAGCCGCCGCAACGAUUAACUUUUCUUUGUAUUUCCCGCUUUUAAUCGCAUGUCUUUUGGUUAAAUGGUCCUUUUAGAUUUUUUUUUUUUUUACGACUGGAUUUUUUAGCGCACAUAUUCUACUCGUUGAAUACAUUAUUACCUUUUUUUAAAAAAAGAAAAAUUCAAAACAUUUUCCGUUUCCGUAAUUUUGGUCGGUCUACUUUACUACUUUUUUGUUUAACCGCAUAUUCAGAAAUAUAUUUUUCGGUUUUAGUAAUCGGCUGUAUAAGUUGUCAUACGAAUAAUAAACGGUAUACUUUGGAA
Molecule: messenger RNA, 2581 nt
Organism: Daphnia pulex (common water flea)
Lineage: Eukaryota; Metazoa; Arthropoda; Branchiopoda; Diplostraca; Daphniidae
Exons: 2
Coding region: 148-2352 (734 amino acids)
Source: RefSeq, a predicted model, not a curated record